CACACACACACACACAUACAUACAUACAUACAUACAUACAUACAUACAUACAUACUUGGGGCGCGCGUGCCCGCGGAGUACCGGUCGGAAACGCAGCUGCCAAGUGUCCGCGAGGCUCUUCUUCGUGCUCUACGUACCGCUUUCCGUUGCCGCGGUUCUGCAGCAGUUGCGAAUUAGUUACUGGUCGACGCCGGGGGAUAUCGGAUCAACCGUAGUCCCUGGUUCGACGCCAACAUGGAGGAGAGUGACAAGUACCUACUUUACCGAGGCUUGUUAAUGCCCCGGCACACGCACUCGAGAGAGAGCCUCAAGUUCGCCGAGGAGCUCCGGUUCCAGGACGGGGACGUACUCGUGUGCACUUACCCAAAGUCUGGUACCACAUGGAUGCAAGAAAUUAUUCCGUUGAUUCUUAGUGGAGGGGACCUGACCCCAGUGCAUACAAUCCCCAACUGGGAUCGGGUUCCUUGGCUGGAAGAGACCCGGACAUCCCUGGUCAUAGAUAAGAUGAGGUGUCCUCGUGUUUUUGUCACCCACCUGCCAUACCACCUCAUGCCUCGUUCUUUCUUCUCCUCCAAAGCCAAGGUGAUCUAUGUCACCCGCAAUCCAAAAGAUGUUGCAGUUUCAUCCUUUUAUUUCCAUAAAAUGGCCAGCUUUCUUGACGACCCUGGUCUUUUCGAUAAAUUCCUGAACAAGUUUCUUUCUGGGCAGGUACUUUUUGGGAAGUGGACAGAUCAUGUGAAAUGUUGGAGGAACCUAGAUCUUGGAGACAGAAUCCUGUACAUCACUUAUGAAGAGAUGUUGCAGGACUUGAAAGGAGCCCUGGUCCGAUUCUCACGGUUCCUGAAUCGAGAACUGACUCUCGAGGCACUGGAAAAAGUGGCCGAGCACUGCUCCUUCAACAACAUGAAGAACAACACAAUGUCCAACUACUCUCUUGUGCCAGAAGACAUAAUGGACAGCAGCAAGUCACCCUUCCUCAGGAGAGGAGUUUCUGGUGACUGGAAGAACCAUUUUAGUCCGGAACAGGAAGCUAAAUUCUCAGCUGUCAUAAAGGAAGAAGUGAAGGGGACCUCUUUUAAGUUCCCCUGGGAUGAAGAAUGAGCACAUUUAAACAAGAGCAGCAACUUCAGGAGCAGACAGUAUAAAAUAAUAAAGUAUAUUCAUAUAGACAGUUUGUAGAAGAACACACACACACACAUUUUCA
Scleropages formosus (Asian bonytongue) is the source of this 1204-nucleotide messenger RNA. It is a transcript of the gene sult2st3, whose product is annotated as sulfotransferase family 2, cytosolic sulfotransferase 3. The record is from RefSeq and is a predicted model, not a curated record. Lineage: Eukaryota; Metazoa; Chordata; Actinopteri; Osteoglossiformes; Osteoglossidae. The transcript has 6 exons. The coding region runs from base 235 to 1101 and encodes 288 amino acids. Gene Ontology annotation, molecular function: sulfotransferase activity.